ACUAUUGUGCCGGCGUCUGUGUUUCCACACGGAGACGCGGACUCGGACCGGUUCACUUCCUGUUGUGACGACCACAUGGGUCUGAAGAGGUUUGCUGGUUGAUGCUAAUGUCUGCUCGCAUGAGUAUUUAUUUAUACAUUUGAUUUGUGUGUUAUGUUUGACGGCUUCAGCCAUGCAGGUGUCCAGUGUAAAUAAUGUGAAGAUUUAUAAUCUGAGUCACGGAAAAUCUCUUCCGGAGUGGCUGUCAGAUCGAAAGAAGAGAGCUUUACAGAAUAAAGAUGUUGAUAUCCAGAAGAGGAUUGAGCUUAUUCAGGAUUUUGAGAUGCCGACAGUCUGCACCUCUAUUAAAGUGUCUCGUGAUGGACAGUACAUAUUAGCUGCAGGCACGUACAAACCUCGAGUACGAUGUUAUGACACAUAUCAGUUAUCUCUAAAGUUUGAACGAUGUCUGGACUCUGAUGUGGUGGCGUUUGAUAUUCUAUCAGAUGAUUACUCUAAGUUGGUGUUUCUGCAUAUCGACCGCUAUGUGGAAUUUCACUCUCAGCACGGUCAUUACUAUAAGACUCGCAUCCCAAAAUUUGGUAGGGAUUUCUCCUACCACUACAACUCUUGUGACCUGUACUUCGUGGGUGCCAGUUCAGAGAUCUUCCGGUUGAACCUUGAACAAGGCAGAUUUCUCAACUCUCUACAGACAGACGCAGUAGAAUUGAAUGUGUGUGACAUUAAUCCCGUCCAUCAUCUGUUUGCUGCAGGUACAUUAGAGGGGCGAGUGGAAUGCUGGGAUCCUCGUGUAAGGAACAGAGUGGCUGUUCUUGACUCCGCCCUCAGCAGCGUCACUGAUGGAACCGAGGUUGAAGGUUUGCCGUCAGUCAGCGCACUGAAGUUUAACGGUUCUUUGGGUUUGGCAGUGGGCACCAGUACUGGACAGGUUCUUCUCUAUGAUCUGCGUUCCUCACAUCCUCUGCUGGUUAAAGAUCAUUACUACGGUCUGCCCAUUAAAUCCCUUCAUUUCCAAGACCAGCUUGAUCUGGUGAUAUCUGCCGACUCCAAAAUCAUCAAGAUGUGGAACAAAAACAACGGAAAAGUGUUUUCCUCCAUCGAACCGCAGGCCAACAUCAAUGAUGUCUGUCUCUACCCAUCCUCUGGUAUGCUGUUCACUGCCAAUGAGGAUCCUAAAAUGAACACCUUUUACAUUCCUGCUCUUGGUCCUGCUCCACGCUGGUGUUCAUUCUUAGAUAAUCUAACAGAGGAACUUGAGGAGAACCCAGAAAGCACCGUCUACGACGACUAUAAGUUUGUUACCCGCAAGGACCUGGAGAACUUGGGUUUGACUCAUCUGAUUGGCUCGGCUCUGCUCAGGGCUUACAUGCAUGGAUUCUUCAUGGACAUCAGACUUUAUCACAAGGUGAAGACUUUGGCAAACCCAUUCGCGUAUGAGGAGUACCGCAAGGACCGAAUCCGGCAGAAGAUUGAGGAGUCGAGAGCACAGAGGGUGCAGAUCAAGAAGCUGCCCAAGGUCAAUAAAGAGCUGGCCAUGAAACUCAUGGAGGAACGCGAUCUUCACACCAAGAAGAUGAAGAAAAAGGGCAAAGACGCAGCCAACCUCCUGACGGACGAUCGGUUCAAGGUGAUGUUUGAGAAUCCUGAAUACCAGGUGGAUUCACAGAGCGAAGAGUUCAGACUGCUGAACCCCAUCGUGUCUAAAGUGGGUGAAAGGAGAAGAAACAAACUGGUCCAGUCUGUCCAUGAUGAGGAACAGCAGCAGGAUGAGGAAGAGGAGGAGAUUGAGGGCCGCGCCAGCUCGGAUGAAGAGGAAAGCUCUGAUGAUGAUAAGAGUUGGGUGGAGGAGGUGAGAGAGCAGAGACGUCUCCUGCGGUUGGAAGAGAGAGAGCGCAGGAACGACGAGAGGAAAGAGAGACGACAACAAGACCGUAACACCAGCUUACAGAGUUCUGAUCCGGUCAGGAAUCCUCGGCAGGACGCUCAGAAUCGACCUCGUUUCUAUCAGAUUAAAGCUGGAGAAGAGUUUCGCAGCUUCACUGAUGUGGCUCACAAACAAAAGAUGCAGAAGACGUCUCUGGAGGAGAGACUCAAGCGAGAGGAGAGAUCUGGGAUGUUGAACCUCAAUGACACAGCAGUUGGAAGUAAACAGCUCACCUUCACCCUAAAGAAGUCAGAGAAGCAGAGAAAUCAACAGCGGGCUGAACAUGAUCAUCAUGAAGAGAGGAGGAAGAUCAGACGAGCUGCAGGUCACCUACAUUCAAAUAGAGGAGGAGGAGGAAGAGGACGAGGCAGAGGAGGAAGAGGGGGAGGAGGAAGAGGACGAGGCGGGGGAGGAGGAAGAGGCCGGAGACCUUUUUAAAAUCACACUGAUCAUGUGCCUUAAGUACAGGACUUUUUUAAUACUGCAUAAAAAAGUGUUGUGGUGGUAAUGUAUUUCAUAUGAAAUGCAUGAGAUUGUGAGGAGACUGAGACUGUUGCAACUGUGAGUUUCAUUACAGAUGCUGACAAUGAGCAAGAACUGUCUCACUUUCAUAUUGUGCGUCUGUGCGUGUGUGUCU
Messenger RNA from Misgurnus anguillicaudatus (oriental weatherfish), 2561 nucleotides. The record is from RefSeq and is a predicted model, not a curated record. Lineage: Eukaryota; Metazoa; Chordata; Actinopteri; Cypriniformes; Cobitidae.